Molecule: messenger RNA, 2211 nt
Organism: Colletotrichum tamarilloi
Lineage: Eukaryota; Fungi; Ascomycota; Sordariomycetes; Glomerellales; Glomerellaceae
Exons: 4
Coding region: 1-2211 (736 amino acids)
Source: RefSeq, a predicted model, not a curated record
AUGCCCUCUCCUUUCGACCUAACCGAUCUCUUGAAGAACUACGCAAUUCUCAAGGCUUACUUACACCACCUGGAAAAUGUAUCGCCAUCGCACCCUACAACAGUCGAGCUUCGUCUACUCGUCCGCGACCUACUCCUAGACAGAGCACUAUUCGCUGGAAUCGGCACUGAAGCGUACCGAUCGAGUGGCAUACUAUCUAUCGGUCAGCUUCACGACAUGCACCAACGAAGCAUAGAUGCCGGUUUGGACGACCUCGACGCCUGUUUCGCUCUAGGUCUCCUCCCAGAUGUUCUGGAUGACGCGUUCCUCGAAGCCUUGGCGUCCAAGUUUACCGAGCUUGCCCUUGCUGGUGAUCUCACUGCCUUACACGAUCUAUGCGAACCUGUUGUCCGCACUGGUGAAGUCGAGUGGGAGACAAAUCCUGACUUGCUCCUUGAAUUGCUCGACAGACGUCGACUGGACAUCUAUCGCUAUGUUCUAGACCUGGCGUCACGAACAAAAGACAAAUUCACAAGCCAGCCCGGGCCGUUCCUGCGAGACAUAACCAACGACCCCCUUCACGUCGCCAUACGGCUUGGCCACAUUGAGCAAGCAGAGAACCUUCUACAGCAAGGGGUCACCUUUUUAGGUGUUUACGCUGACGACGAGGUGGGCGGCGGCACAGAGCAUGUAGUCUUGACACCCUUUUCGGCGGCAGUCUACUGGGGGCAGACCGAAAUUGUUCGCGCGAUACUGCUGCGAACACCCCUACCCGAGGGGCUACGAGAGGCAAUCGCCAUCGCGGUCUCUGAUGAGAAUACACAGAUUAUGGAAAUUAUGCUGGCGUUUGGCGUCAUGGACGUUCCACAGUCGACAGCUCCGGAUGACACGUUUGACUGUUUUGCAGGCUUGAGCAUUAUGGAGGCAACUCCCACCGCCGCAUUGCCUCGUGUGUCGUCCGGUCUGAACUGUACUGGAAUCCAGCCGAAUGGUAUUCCAAGCCUGACCAGUAGCCAUCAUACCGAUAAUACCAGCGUGCCAGGUAGCCGCCGCCACGAUCGAGAGGCCAAUGCCCCCAAAGAACGAGUCCGACGGAGAUGCUCUCGCCACCGCCGGCGACUCUUGGGGCAGAGCCUGGUCUCUUCUAUGGAGAUACUGUGCUCUCAGUUCCAUGGGGCUUGCGAAUGCUCGGACCACGAAGAACUUCGCGACUUAGCUGGGGAUUACGUCCAUUCUAAUACAGUUUGGGAUCGUGGCCUUGGUGUGUUCCGUGGCCUGAUGCAGGAUAGUCCGCCAUCGUCGCUUGUGGAAGUUUUCGACGCACUGCUGGUGGCCAAUGCCACGUAUUUAACGUUGCUUUCCAGUGACGAUUCCUUAUCUCUACAGUUUGUUGAUGACCUUGACCGGUGGCGCUCCAUUCUACCAGCAUCAUCGCAACUCCUAUUCGAUGAGCUCGCAUUCCGCAUGUGGGCAUACACGCCGUCAAGUCACAGACCAUCACAACUUGACCCAGAACACCUGCCGCAUUUCCACGACUUGGCUCAAAACCUCAUCUCACUCGAGAAGCGCAAAGAGACCAUACCGUCAAAGAUUUUAUCGCCUGGAAUUAGGCUUGCAGCUAUACAAAGGGCAUUCGAUGACCAAGAAACACAUGUAGGAGUCAGUAGUAUUCAGGCCCAGACGAUACCGGGCCGAUCACAACCGGGGCAAGCCUCCUAUGCCGGAUCAUCGACCCAACGCGAUGAUCUAGUGUGGGCGGACUUUCUACAUAUGGAACGCUUUGAGGAAACUACCGUCAGACAGCCGGCUCCUUCGUCAUCAUUUGAUGGAGGCUGGGAGGACGUUCUCUCGUCGACCACGAUGCUGCUCCUCUUCUCGGUGGCUUUCUCCAUCGUGCUUGCGCUGAUCGUGGGCUUGCACUCUGGAUCGGCAAAUGCCUUCACCGAGACCUUCACUAUUACGUCUCCGGGAUAUCUUCGUUGCUGUGCUCUACUAGCAGAGUACCUUAGAAUGCAUGGCAUCUCGGUUCAAUCCAGCCAAGCUACUGGCGAGCUUUCUGCCUCACCAUUCACAGUACAAUCGCCAGCCCAUGGCUCAGACGCAUGUAUCACGCCGUCGAGCAGCUUCUCGUCGCUCAGCACACUUGAACUCCGCCGGAACCAGCAUCGGCAGCGCCGCAGGUUCGACGACAUCUCGCUCGACGCCGCGCGACCACCGAAACCGAGGCGAUAG